ACUAACAAUAACACAUUACCAUCAUCAUUACCAAGGAAUAUCGAGAUGGAAGUAUUAAAAGCAGUAGAUAUCGUUAUAGGAGUAGAUGAAGCAGGUAGAGGACCAUUAUGUGGACCAGUAGUAGCUGCUGCUGUAUAUAUUAAUCAAGAUACUUAUAUACCAUAUGGGAUAUGUGAUUCCAAGACCAUUUCUAAUGAAGAGUAUCGUGAUAUGAUGUAUGAGCAACUUACUAAUAAUAAGGGUGUAAAAUGGAGUGUUGGAAUAGUAGACAAUAAAGUUAUUGAUACUAUUAAUAUAUUACAAGCUACAUUUACUGCAAAGACUGAAGCAGUAUUGAAGUUAACAAAGGAUGGAGAAGGUAGGAAAAGUAAAUAUCAUGUAUUAAUAGAUGGCAAUAGAGUACCCCCUCAACUACUGAAUAAUAAUAAUAUUAAUCUUCAAUGUACACCUAUAGUUAAAGGUGAUUCAAAGGAGUAUAUUAUAGCAGCUGCAUCGAUAAUAGCUAAAGUAACUAGAGAUAGGAUAAUGCAUCAUAUACAUAACAACAUACCCCAAUACAAUGUAUCACAGCAUAAAGGAUAUCCUACAACUGCACAUAUAGCUCUCUUAAAACGUCUAGGGCCUAGUAAAUACCAUAGAUUGACUUUUGCCCCAUUGAAGGGUAAUUGGAAAUGGGACGACGAUGGUAAUGGUGAGCCGCAGCCUAAGAGUCUUAUCAAGAGUGCUAACGUAAAGAGUAAAAAUGGAAGGAUGGCUAUUCAUGAUCAUGAUCAUGAAGAUGAUGAUAAUGAUACUAUAUUGAAGUCAUAUGUUAUGGAUAAGAAGGUAAUUGAUGAUACUGAUAGAGUGUAUGAAUUACCUCUUAUCACUACUCUUAUUCCUUUAUCAUCAUCAUCAUCAUGUAGUAUUGUUGUUGUUGUUGUUGAUAUCACUAUGGCCUCCUUACCUAGCCUUGGUAAUCUAACAUCCACUGAUCAAGCUAUAGUUAAUAAAGAGAUGCAGGAUAUGCAGGUUAAUGAAUCGUUACAGACCUAUAAUGGUUUGGUAGAGCGUUGCUUCAAUGAAUGUAUACAGAACUUUAGAGCUAAGAAGUUGGAUUUCCAAGAGACUGAUUGUAUUAAACGAUGUGUUGGGAAGUAUAUGACGUAUUCUCAAAGAGUUGGUACAAGGUUUGCUGAGAAGAAUCAACAAUAUCGAUUCAUGCCGAUGCCGAUGGUAGUUGAAGAAUCAUUGCUUCUGAAGAAGAUCGAUACACGUUUGUUCAUAGCUGAUAAGAAUAAGCUAUGGCGUCCAAGAGCUGCAAGAGGUGUAUUUGGUGGUCAAGUUAUAGGACAAGCUUUAGUUGCUGCUACUCAUUCAGUUAAUACAUCAUCCUACUCUGCACAUUCACUGCAUUGUUAUUUUAUAUUACCUGGUGAUCCUAAGGCUGAUAUCAUAUACUAUGUUGAGGAUCUUAGAGAUGGUAAAUCAUUCGUAACAAGGAGUGUUGAAGGUAGACAGAAUGGUAGAGCUAUUUUCAAGAUGCUUAAAAUGAUCUUCGUCUAUCACCAUGGACUAGAGAGUAUUUUCGUCAAUACAGUAAAGAUUCAAUACCAGUCGAUCGUCGUCCAGUAUCAGACUUCAAUCGUGUUAGCAUGCAUGACAGAUUUCGAGCUCAUCUCAACAUCAUUACAACCAUUGGGUGGUAUAUACUGUAUUAACCUUGACAAGUUUACAAGCUUAGACCAUAGUCUAUAUUUCCAUCAGACUAAUGUAAGAGCUGAUGAUUGGAUGCUAUUUGAUAUGAGAUGUUUGAUAGCAACUCAUGCACGUGCUUUAUGUGUAUGCCAUAUAUUCUCACGUGAUGGUGAAUUAAUAUGUACAGCAAUGCAGGAAGGGUUAGUGAGGCUAGAAAGAGGAGGAGGAGGGCAAGCGGCAGCAGCAGCAGCAGGAGAAUAA
Perkinsus marinus ATCC 50983 is the source of this 1938-nucleotide messenger RNA. RefSeq names its product ribonuclease hii, putative. The record is from RefSeq and is a predicted model, not a curated record. Lineage: Eukaryota; Perkinsozoa; Perkinsida; Perkinsidae. The transcript is spliced from 23 exons. Bases 46 to 1938 code for a protein of 630 amino acids. Gene Ontology annotation, cellular component: peroxisomal matrix. Gene Ontology annotation, biological process: fatty acid catabolic process; acyl-CoA metabolic process. Gene Ontology annotation, molecular function: fatty acyl-CoA hydrolase activity; nucleic acid binding; RNA-DNA hybrid ribonuclease activity.